Molecule: messenger RNA, 1922 nt
Organism: Cucumis melo (muskmelon)
Lineage: Eukaryota; Viridiplantae; Streptophyta; Magnoliopsida; Cucurbitales; Cucurbitaceae
Product: glycine-rich RNA-binding protein RZ1C-like
Molecular function (GO): zinc ion binding; RNA binding
Source: RefSeq, a predicted model, not a curated record
UAAAGCCCAAGCCCAAGCUGAAAUCAACUUUGAAUUUAGUACGGACGGCGGAAUAACUCGACCACGGACCUUAGACGCUAGGGUUUAAACGUUGGACCCUAAAAACCCUCAACCUUUUGGAGCUCAUUGCUUCACUGCACAUCACAAAGGAAUUUUAUCUGAUUGAUAGUUGAAAACGGUAAUGGCUGCGAAAGACGAGUUUCGAAUAUUUGUUGGAGGCCUCUCAUGGAACAUCUCAGAGUGUCAGCUCGAAAACGCUUUCAAUCGCUUCGGAAAAAUUCUCGAAACUCAAAUCAUGUUAGAACGAGAUACAGGUCGUCCUCGUGGGUUCGGUUUUAUUACCUUUGCAGACCGUAGAGGGAUGGAUGAUGCAAUCAGAGAGAUGCAUGGCCAGGAGCUUCGUGAGUGGAUUAUCUCAGUAAAUAAGGCUGAACCCAAGAUGGAGGAUGAUGAUACCGAGCCAGGCUUCAGGGGAGGAGGUUAUUCAUCUAGUGGUAGGGCUAGUUUUGGGAGAGGAAAAGAUAAAUCUGUGAGGCAGGAUGAAUGCUUCAAGUGUGGACGCCCAGGGCAUUGGGCACGAGACUAUCCCUCUGUCAGUGGUGAACGUGGUGGGGGUAGAGGUUCAUUUUCAUCACGUUCUCAAUUUGACAGUGAUGGCCGUGGGGAUCGUUUUGGAGGAGACCGUGAUCGAUAUGUGGAUGACCGUUAUAAUGGAGGGCGAUAUGGUGAUAGAGAUCGUUUUGAUCGUAGAGAAGACAAGUAUGGAAGUCGAGACCGCUACUUCGACGACAGGUACCCAUCUGCUGGAGAUCGCUUUACUAGUAGUGAUAGGUAUGAUGUUAGUAAUCGUUAUCCUCAGAAUGGCUACGUCAAAGACCGCGGCUACGAUAGGGAUAUUGGUCCAAGGAGUGGCAGUGAUAGGUAUGGUAGCGGAGGUCCUGGCCGGUUGGGUUUUAUGUCCUAAAACUCGUAGAUAGUAAAUAUAAUUUUGGUUCCUUAUUAUAUUUUCUAUCAGAAAAAAUUUUCUCUAAGAAAAGUUCCCUUAUUCCAAUUUUGGUUCCCACAAACCAUCUCAAUCAGAGAAUAAGAAGGUUUCCAAGUGUUGGUGCCCCAAAAUUUAGUGAUUGGUAGAUUCAGAGUCGUCAACGAGCGUAAGUUUUUUCUUCUCUGCAUUUUUCUUCAAAGCAUGUUUAACCAUAAAAAUUGUUUUUUUUUUUUUGCCAAUGUAUUGGUAUUUUUAAGGUUCCAAUUAAAAUUGAGUUUUUGUAAUUCUUCCGCUGUAAAGGGUUUUCAUCCCUUCAUGGCUGUCAUGAGGGCAGAAGUUAUAGAUAGGACAGGUCCUUACGAUCGCCCAAGCAGGGUGGGACGACCAUCUUUCUACGACCGCUAUUAAAAUUCAAAUAUAUGUAUAUCGAUAGUUGUUGGUUAACAUUUGCAAAUCAUUCUAGCUAGGAUAUGCACUUGCAAAGAACUGGCAGUUUUUAUUGCUUUUGAAAAUAUUUAGUAAUAGAAAUUUUGGGAUGUUACAACUUACAAUAACUAAUAUCUAAUGUUUGUAGGCAGGUUCUAACUCUACCUCCAGCCUCAGAUAUUUUAGUUCUCAAUGUGGUGAAUUACUCCGCUACCCCUGUUGACUUUGAUUUGUUCUUUUCUUAGGAACUGAAGACAAUUGACCCAACUUUCAUUUUCUUGAAUCUCUGAAUUCAUUAUUUAAAAGAUCUUUAUAUGGAAAAAUAUUGUUGAAUGUUAUUUAUUUAUAAGACCAAAGACUAAUGCUGAUUCUUUGGCAUUUUGUCAAAUAUGUAGGACUGUCGAUUGAGAAAACCAUUGCUGUAUUGUGAUAACCAUUGACUCCUAUCUUGCCUCUCACGACUCUAUGAUGGAACCCAUUUUAGUAAAUAAUUAAGAUUCUAUUUGUUAUC